AAAAUAAGGAAAAAAAGGAAAAAAAAAAUGGAAAGUUGAGAUUUUUGGAAGGAAAAAACAUGGCUAAAUGUCUUCUAAUGUCCUCCAACACAAAGAAAGAAAGUUCAUUGCUUUCUCUCUCCUCUCUCUCUAUUACUCUUCUUAACUUCUUCUAACUUCUCUGUCAAAGAAAAAACAUCACUGAAAAUAUAUAAAAAUUUAUCCCAGAAAUACCCUUUUUUUUCUUUCUUUCUUUCAGAGUUUUUUGCCACAAUUUUACAAUGCCCCCCAUUUCCUUCCAAGUUCCAUCUUCAUCACAAGCCACCAACUCUCCUUUCCAAAAUUCCUCUAAUAUUUUUGUUCUGGGGCCCUUUUUGGGGUUUUCACUUCUCUUCCAUUCAAUGUUCCCACAGAAAAAGAAAGAGAAAGUUGCAAGAAAAACUUCAUCUUUCUCUCUCUCUAUUAUCCCUUUUCACGCUACUUCUUCUUCUUCUUCUAACUUUCUCUCUCCUAUUAUAGCCUCCUCUUUGAAAACCUUAUCUUUCCAAUUUCAUUAGGGUUUUUUUCUCUCUCUCUCUCUCUUCUUUUGUUUUCCCCCCUUUUGUGAUCUAGGGUUUGUGUUGUUUUCAUUGAUUUGGGGAAUUUUGGUUGAUGGGUAUUUGAUUUUGGGCAAAAGGGUUUUCAUGGAUUCUCGUCGAUCAAGUUCUGUUGAUGAUGUGGUUAAAAUUAGGGAAAAGCAUCAGUCUUUGUUGCAAGAUUACUUGGUUUUGCAAAAGGAAUGUGUAUCAAAGAGGAGAAAGCUAAAGGAAGCAAAGGAAAAGAAAGAGACCCUUUUGGAUGAAAUCAGAUUCUUGAAGCGGAGACGCAACCUCCUGGUGAAGAUGCAAUCACAAAAUGCAGAACAACCGCAAGACAAUAUCUACUCACAAAAAUCACAUGCUAAAUACGAAGUAGGACCAAGUGGACAAUAUGCUAGUACUAGUGAACCACCAUUGCAAGAUUCUCGGCUGGCUAUAGGCUCUAUAUGGAAUUCGGCUAGCAUUGCUAAAGAAGAGGCGGGUUUUGCAUCUGUGAAAUUAGGGAAGAAGCCUAAGGAUUUGUUUGCAAAUGGAAAAAGAGCUGAGAAAAGGAAAAUUUCUUGGCAAGACCAGUUGGCUUUGAAGGUUUAGGUAUUAUUACCUCUUCAGAGAAGUACUUACAAUUUGUGCGGAGGAUAUCAUUUGACCUUGUAUUAGUGAAUCAUUCUUUACUUUACUAGCAGUUUGCUAUCGGAGAAUACAUGUAGAGUUAGUAUAUCAAUAUUCGCCUUCGUGGAAAUGGCGUUUCCUUAGCAACGUGAGUAAUGGAGUUCAUAUAAAGGAAGUUGAUAAAUCGUUGCCAAUUUUUAA
Beta vulgaris subsp. vulgaris (sugar beet) is the source of this 1367-nucleotide messenger RNA. RefSeq lists its product as hypothetical. The record is from RefSeq and is a predicted model, not a curated record. NCBI's taxonomy places the organism in Eukaryota, Viridiplantae, Streptophyta, Magnoliopsida, Caryophyllales, Amaranthaceae. The transcript has 4 exons. The coding region runs from base 663 to 1148 and encodes 161 amino acids.